Molecule: messenger RNA, 2704 nt
Organism: Hemicordylus capensis (graceful crag lizard)
Lineage: Eukaryota; Metazoa; Chordata; Lepidosauria; Squamata; Cordylidae
Gene: ARL4A
Product: ADP ribosylation factor like GTPase 4A
Exons: 2
Coding region: 244-846 (200 amino acids)
Biological process (GO): vesicle-mediated transport; intracellular protein transport
Cellular component (GO): cytoplasm
Molecular function (GO): GTP binding; GTPase activity
Source: RefSeq, a predicted model, not a curated record
CUAGGAGACGCGUGCGCGCGGGGGGCCAAUGGGGAGGCGCUGGCGCUUCAGUGAUUGUGACAUUCCACACCCGUGCGCCAAGCGCGAGAGCCGACGGCUGGUGCGUUACGACUCCAGCCGGCUUCCCCCAGUUGGCGAGGUAGAGCGAACACGGAAGGGAGCGUGACCAGGAGCCUGAGACCCGCAACAGGAGCGGCGGCGGGCGACUGGUGCCCCCUGCUCGCCUCCAGCCCCUCCCCUGCGAUGGGGAAUGGGCUGUCGGAGCAGACGCCGAUCCUGUCGAGCCUGCCUGCCUUCCAGUGCUUCCACAUCGUGAUCCUGGGGCUGGAUUGCGCCGGCAAGACCACCGUGCUCUACCGGCUGCAGUUCAACGAGUUCGUCAACACCGUCCCCACCAAAGGCUUCAACACCGAGAAGAUCAAAGUGACGCUGGGUAACCACAAGACCGUCACUUUCCACUUCUGGGACGUCGGGGGCCAGGAGAAGCUGCGGCCCCUCUGGAAGUCCUACACCCGCUGCACGGACGGCAUCGUCUUCGUGGUGGAUUCCGUGGACAUCGAAAGGAUGGAGGAAGCCAAAACGGAACUGCACAAAAUCACGCGGAUCUCGGAGAACCAAGGAGUGCCUGUGCUUAUCGUGGCCAACAAGCAGGACUUGAGACAUUCGUUGUCGCUGUCGGAUAUGGAAAAGAUGUUGGCCACCAGCGAGCUGAGCUCUUCCACUCCCUGGCACCUGCAGCCCACCUGUGCUAUCAUAGGAGAUGGGCUCAAAGAGGGACUUGAGAAACUGCAUGAUAUGAUAAUUAAGCGAAGGAAAAUGCUGAGGCAGCAAAAAAAGAAGAGAUGAGCUGCUAUGGCCAUAAGGGUAGCAACACCUGGCAUUUGACUCAAAACAGUUUCCAGCUCCUGGCCUGCUUGUUUGGAUCCUGUACAGCCUAAUUAACAAACACUCAUCCUGGUGGGAAGCUUUGCAGACACAGACUCUUUCCAUGGUUUCCCCACAAGUCCUUUGGCACUACUUCUGGUGUCUUUUUAAAAAAAUAAACAAAACAAAAAAACUCCCUUGUUGCAUAGUACAAAAUGAUCAGGAAACAGAUGGGCGGGUAAAUGUGACCUGGAUAUCUAAAUAGCCAAAUAAAACAAUGAAGAGUGUUCUGCUUGGUGGUGUAGUCAUAUGUUUGAGAGUGCCUUUGCAAGAAAACUGCAGUUAAGGCAUUCAGUGUUUUUCAACUACUGCUUGUAUAAGUGGUGUGUUUAGAUGAAGAUAUACAGCUUUAAAAUAGUAUCCUUUAACAUAUAUGGAGCUAGUAAACCAUUAUUUAAGGAGGCUGUGAAUGUGGAGGGUUUUUUAAUGAAAGGUUGGCUGUAUGAUGUGCUUCUAACUGGUUCUCAUGAAACAUCACUGAGCUCAGGUGACAUGGAAGACAAAUACUGUUCAUGUUAUCUGAAGCUUGAUAGAGGAAAAGGUUCAGAAUAUGUAAGAGCAUGGAUGAGUUUCCUGAUAAUGUAGCAUGUCUUGGUGUGUAGAGGUUUUUUUAGAAAUAGCUGUGCAUCAUUAUACAGUGCUAAUCAGGUUUGGACCAUACUUGUUUGUCCUAGGGAGACAUGUCCUAAAAAGUUUGCUCUCCAAGAAAACCCUGAACAAUUAGAGACUAAAAUUACUACCGUAAGGGACUUGGGUUUCAGGAUUCUUACAGUGCAAUAUUACCUUUAAAUGAAUUUGACGGCAAUAAAAUUUGAUCAAAACUAAAUGUAGACACAGCAGAACAAAUGCAUGUUCUAUGUGCCCAGUGCUGUUAAAAGAUGUGCUGCCAGAUGUCUUACUGUUCUUGCAGUACUCUUAGAAUGUAUUGAAGCUUUAUACACUUGAAACAUUUUGACACUGUGGAAAAACAAGAGGUUAAAGAUAGCCUGUGUCUGCUCUAAUUAUGCUUUAAGCUUUCCUUGUUUACAGUCAUGGAAACAGUGUUAACUGGGUGGAACAGCAUAUGAUGGGUAGAGAGGCUUUUUUCUUACUGGUACAGUUUUUUUAAAAGAAUUCUUUAGACAAUUUGGGUAGCAGGUUAAAGGGCUAAAAAGUAAAGCCUGUGUUACUCUACUGGUGCUGUGAAAUGUUACUAGAAUAAUUCCACUGUAAAAUGAGAGAGAAUGGCUUAAAAGGAACAACAAGGCUUCUCCUCCUCUUGACACAGCAAAGUUAAUGUGUUCUUUUGCUUGCUUGUGAGAUAUGGGGAGGAACAAAAGUCCUGGAUGUCAGUAAACAUAACUUAUGGAUACUUUGUAUAAAAUCAAAUUUUAUAGCCAGAAACUGCUUGGAAGGUAACUAGAAAUGCACUUUAGUGUUUUCCAAUGCUGAAAGUGACAGCCUUUUUUUAAAGAAAAAAAAAUGAAAUCCUGGUCCUUUUUGAAAGAAUUGAAGUAGCUUCCAAUGGAGCUUUUAUAUGUUGGUUAUGUGUACCUGCACUAGUGACAUUUGAAAGUCACUUAAUGUCUAUAUUUAUAGAAACAUGGAUAACUUCUUAAACCUCAAUAGAUCCAACUCCAAAUGAGUCAUCAGAGACAGAAGUUGACAGAACACUUUACUAUGUGCAGAUCUUGCUUUUUAUCAGAACUGUCUGCAUGAAACUGAACUCUUAUUCAUGUGAGAUUUGUAAAUGUGACAAUGUUAAAAAUCACAGGUAUCUCAUUAAAGACUUUAAUGGCAA